AUGGCGAGAUCAGAACGUCCUAAAGAGUCGUGCGAUUUCGGCCAAAGGCUUAUCCCCCACAUCAUCGACGAGCGGGCCAUCACGAACCCAGAUGAGGCAUAUGCCUCUGUGCCGAACACAGGUCGGCCACAAGAUGGAUUUAAGAACAUCAGCUAUGGUACUUUUGCGAAUGCAAUUAAUUGCUGUGCAUGGUGGAUUAAGGAGCAUCUGGGCAGCGGACCAAACUUCGAGACUUUGGUCUAUGUUGGACCUAAUGACCUCCGUUUUUCUAUCCUCACCGUUGCGGCGGUGAAAACCGGCCACAAGGCAAUGUUUAUCUCGCCCAGGAACAGCCUUGCAGGACACUUGUCCCUUCUUGAUGCAGGCAACUGCAAGAGUCUGCUGGUUUCAAACGGCGCGCCUAGGUUCGUGGACGAGAUCCUAGGCCAGCGACACAUGAACAAGGUCCUUGUCCCGGACUUGGAUUAUUUCUUGCAGGGUCCAAAGGCAGAGCUUUAUCCCUACGAUAAGUCUUUUGCAGAGGCCCGAUAUGAGCCUUUGGUGGCUCUACACACGUCGGGCUCGACGAAUCUCCCCAAGCUGGUCACAGUAAAGCAUGGCACGGCGGCGGCCAUUGAUGCGCUUCAAAGGCUCCCACUGCAGGGUGAACAUGCGACGAUCCCAAGCUUGUUCAGCAACAAGCGAGUCUUUGUACCGUUUCCUCCUUUUCACGCAGCUGGGCUGUAUAUCACCCUUCCUCUGGCUGUCUUCUAUGGCUUUACAGUAGUCCUGCCACCGACUGUUCCAUUGACAGCCGAGGUGGCUGACGCGGUCCACCUUCAUGGUGACGUUCAGGCGACAAUCCUGCCGUCAUCGGUGCUCACCGAUAUCACGAACGCUCCUUCUCAGCACGCAAACUUGGGCACUCUCAGCUUCGUGGCCUUUGGAGGCUCAGCGCUUCCCAAACCCGUCGGUGAUGGAAUCAUAUCUGUGUCAAAGCCAGUCAAUUGGUUGGGAUCCACAGAGCUUUGUUUUACUCCAGCAGAAAUCCUAGAUGCUGAGGAUUGGGAGUACAUGAAGUUCAGCCCUAUCAUGGGUGCCGAGUUUCGACCUUUCGACGAUGAACUAUAUGAACUUGUAAUAGUUCGCGACCCGUCACUCGAAAUUUACCAAGGAGUCUUUUACACCUUCCCAGAGCUGAGUGAGUAUCCGAUGCAAGACCUAUAUUCUAAGCAUCCGUCCAAGCCUGGCCUGUGGCGCUAUCGUGGACGAGCCGAUGAUAUCAUCGUCUUUGGAAACGGGGAAAAGACGAACCCGGUGGCAAUGGAGACCAUGAUCGAGUCGCAUGGAAUGGUGAGGUCUGCUCUAGUCAUCGGACAGGGACGCUUUCAGUCCGCAUUACUGAUAGAACCGACAAAUGACAUCUCGAGUCCAGAAGAAAAAGAAGCAGCUUUGGAUGACCUUUCCGAGAUUGUGGUGAGGGCGAAUUCUGAAUCGCCGGCCCAUGCGAAAGUUUCAAAAGAACUGAUCAUGUUCACCUCGCCGGAAAAGCCAAUGUUGAGGGCCGGAAAAGGAUCAGUCCAACGAAAGCUGACCCUGAGGCUGUACGAAGAGGAGAUCAACAAGCUGUAUGAGUCUUUGGACGUUCGAGAAGAUCCCUCUGCCACCCUACCAUUAGACAGCUUCGAAUCCAUUCGUUCCAGCUUGGCGGCCCUGAUAUCAGCUGCCACCAGUUUUGAGCUCGAUAGCUUCGACAGCGAUUUUUUUCGCAACGGAAUGGACUCCCUGCAGGUCAUCAACAUUGUUCGCGCUGUGAACGCUACCCAGAACAACACGAAAAUAACCGCAAGAACAGUUUAUGCAAGCCCUACUGUCACGAAGCUGGCACAGGUUCUCUUGCCUGCGGGUGUGAGCAACAACCUCAACGUACAGGACGAAGAUCAAAUAAAGCGCAUUCAGGGCAUCACCAAGUCGAUCUCAUCAGACCUCCCAGUAAACGCACGACGCCCCAUGCGGAGCGAUAGCACGUUCACUGUUGUUUUGACCGGCUCCACGGGCUCUUUGGGUUCGUUCUUGCUCCUCAAUCUGCUGCGAGAUCCAAAGGUGGCCAAAAUCUACUGCUUGAACCGCUCUACAAAUGCCCAAGAAAGACAAGCAAAAUUUCUCGACCAGCGAGGAUUUUCCAUUGAUGCCCUGCGUGAGAAAGUCGAAUAUCUACACAGCAACUUCGCUGAGUCCUAUCUGGGUCUUGCAUUGGCCAAAUAUAGCGAGUUGUUGGAACGCACGACUCACAUUCUGCACAGUAGUUGGGAAGUCGACUUCAACUUGACAUUCGACUAUUUUGUCGAUACGCACGUCCGUGGAGUUCGGCGCCUGAUUGAUUUCUCCGCGCAUUCUCUUCGCGAUGCCCGCAUCUUCUUCAUUUCCAGUCGAGGUACAGUGAGUCAGUGGACCACCAAGCAUGCCAGUACAGUACCGGAAGAGGUACUGCAUGACUGGCAGGUGCCUGAGUCCAUCGGUUAUGCACAGUCGAAGUUCGCCGCAGAACGCCUACUUGACGACGCACGUAGGGUUGCAGGGAUCAACUGUGCCAUCUGCCGCGUAGGCCAGAUUGCUGGGCCAGUCUCAGAAAAUGGCAUUUGGAACAAACAGGAAUGGCUUCCUUCACUGAUCGCAAGCUCGAACUACCUGGGAAAGCUUCCUUCCUCCCUCGGCCCUCUCGAUGUUGUGGACUGGAUUCCGGUAGAUUUACUCUCAAACAUCAUCCUGGAUCUAUUGUUCAAUACGUCCGGUGAUCUGUCAAGCGCACCGCUGAGCAUCAAUGGUAUAAUCUCACCGGAUAAGACUCCAGAGUCUGGUUCUACGGCUGUUUUCCAUGCCGUAAACCCUUCGAGGGUCUUAUGGGCGGACCUGAUGCCGGCAGUCCUGGCUUGUCUGGACGACUCAGUGAAGAUUGUCACAUUGGAUGAGUGGGUGGACACACUGAAGUUGAGCUUGGAAGAAACAAAGGAGAUUCAGCACAAUCCAGCAGCGAAAUUGUCGGACUUUUUCCUGGCGUGGAGAGAGGCCUCAGUCCAACCUCUGCUGGACACGACAAUUACCAUGCAGAGAAGCCCUACUAUGGCUGCUUUGAAACCUGUCACCGCAACAUGGAUGCAAACAUGGAUGAGGCAAUGGGGUUAUUGUCGCCUGCACCUGACGUAG
Exophiala viscosa is the source of this 3183-nucleotide messenger RNA. RefSeq lists its product as uncharacterized. Bases 1 to 3183 code for a protein of 1060 amino acids. The transcript is spliced from 2 exons. The record is from RefSeq and is a predicted model, not a curated record. Lineage: Eukaryota; Fungi; Ascomycota; Eurotiomycetes; Chaetothyriales; Herpotrichiellaceae.